AUGCUUCAUGGUGGCAACUUUUGGUGCAUCUCUGAUUCAGUCAAUAUUGGCUCAACUAAUUUGUGUGAUAUGCAUUUGCUUGCAGCUGAUGAGCUGAUCAGAAAACAUAGAACACAAGCCAUCAUUGGGCCUCAAACUUCAGCUGAAUCCGAGUUUGUCGCCUACCUUGGGAAUCACACGCAUACUCCUAUACUCUCCCUGUCACCAAUCUCUGCAUCAUCGAUGCCCUUCUUUCUGCACACUGCACCUGAUGAGUCCUUUCAGGUUGCGGCAAUUGCUGCAAUCCUUGAUAUGUUCACAUGGCGCACUGCUACCGUGCUGUAUGAAGACUCACCAUAUGGAGCUCACAUCCUCCCGGCACUCUUUUUCGCUCUUCAGGGUUACAAUUUACAUCUCAUGGAUAGUAUAGCUUUGCCGGUUGGUAUGACUGGGGACUACCUCAAUCAAAUACUCUACAAUAUCAAGGAGACGCCCACAAGAGUGUUCAUUGUGCAUAUGCUCCCGGAUUUAGCUGCUCGCGUCUUCUACCAGGCGACUGUCGCUGGCAUGAUGUCUGAUGGGUAUAUCUGGAUAGCCACUUCCAGUAUUGGCACUGUCGUGGAUAGCCUCAGUCCUGACAAGAUUGAUCAUAUGCAGGGGGUCGUCACCCUCCGGCCUUAUGUGGAGGCAACAGCUCAUGUCAUGAACUUCACUGCAAGGUUCAAUGCAAGGUUUAGAUUGGAAAAUCCAGGCAUUAACGAUGUACACAACCCAAGCACGCAGCUGCUCUGGGCUUACGACACGGCAUGGGCUCUUGCCAAAGCAGUACAUAUUGCCAGAGUAUCCAGCUCAACACCUGGGAGAACACUUCUGGGCGCUAUGCUCAACACAACAUUUGAUGGCAUGGCUGGGAGGUUCAUGCUGGUAAAUGGGCACCUUCAGCUAUCGUCGUAUGAGAUUAUUAACAUUGUUGAUAAAGGUGCAAGGACGGUCGGUUUCUGGACACCUGAGUCUAGGAUCAUCAAGAACUUGAAAACCAGCGGGGCGAAAGGGCUGAAACAAAUACUCUGGCCAGGUCAUCUAGCCACUACUCCAAAAGGGUGGGAUGUGUCAUCGAAUAGAUCGCCUCUUCGUAUCAUCGUGCCUGAAAAGCAGGGUUUUAACCAGCUUGUUGAGGUCUCCUACAGCCGUGCAGCCAACAGUUUUACUGUCAGAGGCUACUGUAUUGAUAUUUUUGACAUGCUCAUGAAGAACUUGCCCUAUCCAGUGGCCUACCAUUAUGUGCCAGUUAUUGAUAGCUCAAGCAGUUAUGACAGUCUUCUUAGCCUCGUGCGUGAAAAGAAAGCUGAUGGCAUGGUCGGUGAUACGACCAUCACAAUGAGCAGGAUGAAUAAGGUGUCCUUCACGAUGCCCUUCACUGACACGGGAUUAUCAAUGGUAGUGGUAAUGAAGAAAGAAACGGAUGUGGGCAUGUGGAUAUUCCUGCAGCCACUGACAACUACCCUCUGGAUCGCCAGCCUUGGCUUCUUCUGCUUUACUGGUUUUGUUGUGUGGGUUAUUGAGCACCGAAUCAACCCUGAAUUCUAUGGCACACCUUCGCAGCAGUUUGGCACUGUCUUCUACUUUGCUUUCUCAACUCUCGUCUUCUCCCAAAAGGAGAAGCUACAGAGCAACCUGUCAAGGUUCAUGGUUAUCAUAUGGGUAUUUGUCGUGCUUAUUCUAACAUCAAGCUACACGGCGAACUUAACGUCCGUGUUGACAGUCCAGCGGCUCCAGCCGACAGUGAAUAGUGUGCAAGAUCUCCUAAGAAGUGGUGAUUACGUGGGGUAUCAGAAGGGCUCCACUGUAGCAUACUGGCUUGAGGGAAUGGGCUUCCGCCAGGAAAUUUUACUGGGCUAUAACACCGUGGAGGAGUAUGCUGACGCCCUACAGAGGGGAUCUGGCAAUGGAGGGGUAUCUGCAAUAUUUGAUGAAAUCCCUUACCUAAAGGUCUUCCUUUCAAAGUACCGUGAAGGUUACACCAUGGUUGGCCCGACCUACAAGUUGGGAGGCUUUGGGUUUGCUUUCCCUAUAGGGUCACCAAUGGUAAACGACGUAUCACAGGCCAUCUUUUUUCCUGAAGUACAGGAGGAGAUGGAACGAAUAGAGAAGAAAUGGUUCGGUGACCCGGGAGCUUCUCAGAGCAAGAGCCGCAACAUCGACUCGUCCAGCCUUGGCUUCAACAGCUUCGGUGGGUUGUUCCUCAUCAGUGGCACUGUGUCAGGCCUUGUGCUCCUUAUCCACCUCUUAAGUUUCAUCUACCAUGAUGGUGGCAAGCUUUGGGCCACGUCAUUGCAUAAAUGGCUGGAUUUCAUUGCCGUCGCCAAGGACUGGAGGUUGCCGAUCUUCAAUGGGCAAUAUAUCUGUUCUUCGAGGAAUGGUGUCGAUGUGAACCAGCAUCAUGGAGCUACAACAGAGGCUGCUGACAUGCGUGACUCACACUUCUGA
Messenger RNA from Lolium rigidum, 2466 nucleotides. Its product is annotated as glutamate receptor 2.8-like. The transcript is spliced from 4 exons. The record is from RefSeq and is a predicted model, not a curated record. Bases 1 to 2466 code for a protein of 821 amino acids. Lineage: Eukaryota; Viridiplantae; Streptophyta; Magnoliopsida; Poales; Poaceae. Gene Ontology annotation, molecular function: glutamate-gated receptor activity. Gene Ontology annotation, cellular component: plasma membrane.